Molecule: messenger RNA, 1271 nt
Organism: Peromyscus maniculatus bairdii (prairie deer mouse)
Lineage: Eukaryota; Metazoa; Chordata; Mammalia; Rodentia; Cricetidae
Source: RefSeq, a predicted model, not a curated record
GCAUUUCGCUUCCUUUAGCAGCCAAAGCUCUUCCGAGAAUCUGCAAAGGGACCACGGCCAAGUGGAGGGGGAGGAUCCUCCCACGCCGGGUAGGGAGGUGGAUAGGGGUGGGGGGCAGCUGCGGCGGGAGCGGGAGGCCUAGAGGGGGCGUUGCGCGCGCGAGCGAAGGGCGCAGAGGCCGGGUAGGGCGACCUGCUGCGUGGCCUCCAGCCCCGGGCGCCCCCCGCCCCGCGCGUCUCCCAGGCGCGCGAGGCCCCCGCCCCAGCUCCGCCCCGCCCCUCGCGCGGGGUCCGCGUCUGCGGCUGCGUUCCCCGAAAGACGAAGCUGCGCCCCGGUUCCGGUCCGCAGGGAGACCGAAGGGCAUCGCUCCCCGCGCCGCGCCCGCUGCUGAGCCCGGAGUGCGGACACCCCAGGGAUGCCUGCGCCCCAGAGGACCCCUGCCUGCAGCCCCCGCGCCUCUCUCAGGCCCUCUCAGAGCAUGCUGCCUGCAGCCAUGAAGAGCCUCGGCCUGGCACUGCUGGCCUUGCUGCUGUGCCCCUCGCCGGCCCAUGGCCUGUGGUGCCAGGACUGCACCCUGGCCAAUUCCAGCCAUUGCGCCCCGAAGCAGUGCCAGCCGACCGACACCGUUUGUGCCAGCGUGCGGAUCACCGACCCCAGCAGCAGCAGGAAGGAUCAUUCUGUGAACAAGAUGUGCGCUUCCUCCUGCGACUUCGUUAAGCGGCACUUUUUCUCAGACUAUCUGAUGGGGUUCAUUAACUCUGGGAUCUUAAAAGUCGACGUGGACUGCUGCGAGAAAGAUUUGUGCAACGGGGCAGCAGCAGCGGCGGGGCGCAGCCCCUGGGCCCUGGCUGGGGGGCUCCUGCUGAGCCUGGGGCCCGCUCUCCUCUGGGCUGGGCCCUGAGGCCCCUCCCUCCCCCCUCCCUCCCUCCUGCAGGGCUUUGGAGCUUGUCCCCUGAGACUCCUGCUGCCCCUCCCCAGCCUGGCCUGGCUAGGGCUGAGACAGCAAGGUCUUGGUAUCAAGGUCUGUGGCUCUCCACCUCCCUAGAUGUGAGCCUUCUCCAUUUCUCCACCAGCUCCAUAUCCCAGGCAGCUGGACAUCUCCAGGAGACCAGACAUCCUGGCAGGAAGCUGGGGUGGGGGGGGGAGGGGGAGGGCAGGGGACUGGGACCCUCCAGGUCCCCAAGGGGAGGGAGGCUAAGCCCGGGGCAGCCCAACAGCCUGGCCUGAGGGGCAUUAACUACAGAGAAAUAAAGUCACUUCUGAGUCUUGUG